CUUCCGUCUCUUGUGUGUAUCAACACCUAACCCGCCAUAAGUGAUCAUUCAACAUCCGACCCAUAUAUUGCAAGUUUAGUUUUUUUGUGUUUGACAAUUAUUACCUCCGUACUAGGUAGUCAUCUAAAUCUAGUCCUAGUUGUAGUUGUCUAUCGUGAUCAACAAUACGCGCGACAACAGCCACUCAGGAACUUGAUGCCUGUUGUAUCGCAGCCGCUGCGAUAAUGUGAGACAGGAGCUCAUUUGGGGUGACCAGUAAAACGUAACGGAAGGAGGUGAGGUUCCCUAUGGACAGCAGCAUAAGAAGACCAUCAACAUCUUCUGAACAUCAAGAUCAACCUCAUCAAACUAAGACAAUGAUUUCUUCUUGAACAAUAUUCAACCGCAGAAAUUAAAUGAAGAUCAACUUCAACGGAUAAUCAAGACUCUCGUGCCAGUGCGGCUCCUCCAGAAGCACAUCAAAGACUCCAGUAGCACAUCAGAGAUUCCAGUAGUGACUCUGUACGUCAAGGAAUCAAUCAAAACCACUAUUUGGAGCAGCACAAGGUACUACUUAGGCGAAAAUGGGAGCAUAUCUAUCAGAGCCCAAGCGGGACAAGGAAAGUGAGGAGGCGAGUGGAGACACCUGGCGGCUCGGUGCUUCAUCAAUGCAGGGAUGGCGAGUGAACAUGGAAGAUGCGCAUUUGGUUCAUGAUUAAGGCUACAGUUGAACUAUUCACCUGCCGUCGGGUACAACAGAUCUAUGAAUUUAUUCCGCAUUCAGUAUCACCACGUUGAACAGUUGUAAGAAAAAGCAUCGUGCAGUCGCUGUGUAGCCCUGUCCACAAAAGCAUCGUGUAUCCGCAACCUAACCCGUCUUCAUCUAAUACUCAGCGUUCGGCGGCAAAGAAGAUACAUUUCUUAUAGGCGUGUUUGAUGGUCAUGGCGGUCCCGAGGUGGCGAAAUUCGUAGCAAAGCACCUUGGGAAUACAAUAUUGGAAAGCGAGUACUAGAUUCUCUCAUACUUAUUUUGACAGUGGGCGACCCCAUGUGCAGCUAAAUGACGACUAUUGACUAAGUACAAAUGAGAUCUUCAAUCUGUUGUAAAUGAGAUCUUCAAUCUGUUGUAUUAAUUACUUAUAUAUAAUAUAGUUUCCUUGAGAUUUCAAUUUUUUGAAGAUUUGUUACUUUCACAUCCACGACCCUUCUUCAGGAGCUACAAAUCAGGAAAAGUUGAAGAUGCUCUGAAAGCUUCGUUUUUGCAGAUGGACGACUAUUUGUUUCGGCCAUACUACCGGAAACAGCUGAAGAACUGGAAAAAGAAGAGCGCGUCAGCACAGAAUAUUAUGGCUUAAUAGAGUUGUAUACGAAAGAUGAGUACACUCUUCACACUCAAGAAAUUGGCUAGGAUUUAAGUAGGAAAAUAGCCACUUUUUUUGAGUGUGAGUGCGCAUUUUUCUUUCAUAAUUUGAGUAUACGCUAAUACAGGAGUCAUGCUCGUAUCUUCUAUAAUUCCAUUUCCAACAUGAUGAAUCAUCUCGUCUAAUGCGCUAUUCCAGCAAAUAGUGCAGCUGGCUUCGAACAACGAGGAUGUCGAUGUAGUGCAGGCAUUAACCAGAGCCGAAGCGGAGGAGCAGGAGGCAGCUGCAAAGGAUGGUGAAAAGAAAGUUAUGUUGAUGAUGCCAUUUUUUGUACCAGUUGUAGUUUGUAGAGGUGCAGAACGAGCAAAAGGAAAUAGUUGUGAGUAAGUAGAUGUUCAUGUUUUAUGUCUACAGUUAUAGUUUGUUGUGACUUGUGAGUAAGUAGAUGUUUUAUGUCUCCUCGCGACGUUACUCACGUUGUUGAGCAGUGGGUCUUUUGUAGCUGCCUUGUCUCUACUCGGGUCACGACGGAGCCAGGCAGUUACUUGUAGCUGCUACGUGGUUCGAAUAAAUGAGUGAAUGAGUCUCCUCGUUUUGGAAGAUGGUUCUACUUCUAUUUCUAUGGAUUCGAUCUCCUUUUCUAACCCAGUCUGCUCUUCUAUUUCUAUGGAUUCGUCACCCAGUCUGCUCUUCCUUUUCUAACACAACGAAAUCCUCCGACAAAGAGAGUAUAACAGGAAACUCAGCAGCGGCCAGUAGCACCAACUCACCAGGCUCCAAGAGCACUGAGGAAGAGGAGUCCGACAUAUCAAAGGACUUGAAGGUACUACAGAUGAAUACAGGAUGAAAAGUAGAAGUCUGAUUGAUUCCGUAAUAAAUACAGAAAUUCUUUCAAAUAAUUUGAAUACGGACUCAGUAUUUGAAAGAGUAAUGAUUUACGGACUCAGUAAAAGUCCGAAUGAAUACAGGAUUCAGUAUUCAUUACGACUCCUUCCUUCAUGCCUACUGCUCCUCCUGUCCUCGUGUAACAUUUGAUGAAAGUAUUUUUUCCUUCUUUAUUUACGUGAAUUAGGCUUCCUGCUUUUUCAGGACUUUACCUGACAUCAAACUCACGAGGAAACCAAUUGCUCAUCGCAAACGCAGGACUUGGAUCCAGACGACGAAGUGCAAGCUGGGUGCACAGCAGUUGUGGCAUGGAGGCAAGGAAGCCAAUUGCUCAUCGCAAACGCAGGAGAUUCAAGAGCUGUCUUGUAUUUUUAUGGCGUGGGAUUUUUUUGGAGGGGACUCUCGCAGCUGCUUCUUGCUUGCUAGCUUCAAUUUCAUCUCUAACCCUAUUCGCUUUCGCUUAUAGAAAUUAAAAAAUCGACUUGUCAUUCUUUGAAUAACAUCAAGUUUUUUUUUGAUUUUUAUCCCCUGCUCAGGUGUCGAAACGGCAAAGCUGUCGCGUUAUCAACGGACCACAAGCCAGAGCUUCCAGGCGAGACUAGUAGGAUAAAAAAAGCUUUCGGCUAUAUAGAAAAUGGCCGUGUGAAUGGCAACCUGAACCUGAGCAGGGCUAUCGGAGAUCUGACGUACUUCCGGUUUGAAAUAAUUGUAGGGAUUGUAGUUUUCUGUUCCAUCCACUUCAACACGAGAAGUCUUUCUACUUCAACACCAUAAUGAUCUAUCAUUAUGGUGCAUGACAUAGGUACAACACGACUCACCAGGGACCACAUCAAAGAAUUCACACAUCUUCAGGUACAAGAAAAACACGGACAUAACCCCUGAAGAGCAAGUGAUUACUGCGGACCCAGAGAUAACCAGUUGGACGCUACAGGACGACGAUGAUUUCCUUAUCCUAGGUUGCGAUGGCAUAUGGGAAAUCAAAACGAAUCAAGAAAUAGUCGAGUAUUCUUCUGACUUAUAAUAUUCUUCUUGUGCUGAUCAUUUACUGUAUUUUUCCACAGGAGCAGGUCCAAGAACAAGAAUCCCACAUAAUUGAUGCGAUAAUGAAAGUUUGACAAUGGAUGUAAGAAGAAGCUGGCUUCCCAAUUUGUCCACCACGAACGACGAUUUCUGGUGAUUUUGAUGUUCCACUCCUUCUUCCUCAUUUUAAAUGCGUCAGUACACGAUCACCCAAAACCACAGCUACGUCAAAGAGCGCCUACACGAGUGUAAAGGAGAAGGCGCGCGACCACUAUCCUGGAUUUGUGAGCAGUUUAUGGAUAGCAUUUUGUCCGAAGACAUCGCCCGAACGGAGGGGAUGGGUUGCGAUAACAUGACCAUGAUUAUUAUCGAGUUGAGGAAGUUAUGGAAAAGGAUGAGGAAGGUUGUUGCAUUUCUCUACUUUGGUCAGUCUAGUAACUUCUAAAGUGGAAUAUGAACACAAAAGAUGCAAAGUGUACUGUUGCUUUUGCUCAGCUAGAAUUCCGCCCCAGAGCACUAAAACUAAAGGGAAAGGCUAAAAAUGCGCCUCGGAGCACUAAAACUAAAGGAAAAGUGUCCACCUGAGUGAAUUCCCAUCGCGGAUUUGCUUUUUUUCAUCUGUUACUUAGCUGGCUAUUAUUUUGAGGCUAAGGUAGAGCAAAAGCAACAGUACACUUUGCAUCUUUUGCGUUCAUAGAGUGCUGGAAGUAGAUUUUCAUUUUGGCCAAUAGAUACAGUCAACAACAUCAACUACGUCACACCAGCGGGUGAAAAAUGUGAAUGAAGAACUACGAUUCUGAAUAGUUCUUGUAUCAUCUCUAAUACAGUAA
Molecule: messenger RNA, 4075 nt
Organism: Amoebophrya sp. A25
Lineage: Eukaryota; Dinophyceae; Syndiniales; Amoebophryaceae
Source: the annotation of a GenBank genome assembly